Messenger RNA from Pieris rapae (cabbage white), 2611 nucleotides. RefSeq names its product adenosine 3'-phospho 5'-phosphosulfate transporter 1 (gene sll). Gene Ontology annotation, molecular function: 3'-phosphoadenosine 5'-phosphosulfate transmembrane transporter activity. Lineage: Eukaryota; Metazoa; Arthropoda; Insecta; Lepidoptera; Pieridae. The transcript has 8 exons. The coding region runs from base 26 to 1300 and encodes 424 amino acids. Gene Ontology annotation, cellular component: Golgi membrane; endoplasmic reticulum membrane. The record is from RefSeq and is a predicted model, not a curated record. Gene Ontology annotation, biological process: transmembrane transport.
UGAAUGGACUUAAAAUAAGUAAAAAAUGAGGUCAAAAAUUCAAAUAGGGUUGGUGUUAUCAUGCUCUGUCGCUGUAAUUUGGCUGUUAGGGCAGCUCUACCAUCAGCUCGUGGGUUUAUAUGAGCAGAAUGGUAAUCUUACUCAGUCAGAGUACUCUUGGGUCUUCCGCUUAUUGUUAAACUGUGUAGGCUACUCAACAGUGUUAUUACCUGCUUUUUUUCUAUACAAGUAUCUUCAGCAAAUCAAUUAUUUUGAAAAAAUAUCAAACAGUACCUGGGUAUCUCGAGCACUUCACACAUUAUACGCAGAACAAAAUGAGCGAAUCCCAGACACAAUAAAACCAAAGGAGGAUGAAAAGAGGGAGAUACUAGAGAUGAUAAUCUGUUUUAGCGGCCUUAUGGGUUCCUACCUGAUCUGGGGUCUCUUACAGGAAAAAAUUAUGACACAGGAAUAUAUUUGGAAGGAUGGGUCUGUGUCCCGCUUUAACCAUUCCCAAUUCUUGGUGCUGAUAAAUCGGCUGUCAGCAUUUGCAUUGGCCUUUGGUCGUUUGCGGUGGACUGGGGAACCAGUAUUUGCAGCACCACUGUAUAAGUUUUCAUAUUGCUCGCUCACAAACAUUGUCAGUGCAUGGUGUCAGUAUGAGGCGCUAAAAUAUGUCAGCUUUCCUACACAGGUGUUAUCAAAAUCAUGUAAAGUGAUCCCAGUUAUGGUGAUGGGGAAAAUAGUCUCCCGCGCACACUAUCAGACUUACGAAUAUCUUACCGCUCUUCUAAUCUCCGCUGGAAUGGCGUUGUUCCUGUUCAGUACACAUGAAAACACACAUGCAUCAGCAGCCAUGGGUGUUUCGGGGAUUUGCCUUCUAGCGUUAUACAUGGCAUGUGACAGUUUCACCUCGUCAUGGCAGGCCGCUCUAUUUCAGCGGUACACGCUCAAACCGCUACAAAUGAUGUGUGCUGUUACACUUUGUUCGUGCGCCCUCGCCGCUGCAUCCGCCCCUCUACGCCCCGCUACGCUCACGCUGCUACGGCAUCCGAUGUUUGUAGUGGAUUGCUUGUUGCUCUCGGCCAGUUCGGCGUUGGGCCAAGUGUUGAUUUAUCGGACGAUAGCACGUUUCGGUGCUGUUGUCUUUACUAUCGUUAUGACGCUUAGACAGGCGGUGUCGAUACUAAUAUCGUGUGCGGUGUACGGUCACCCCGUAUCAUUGGCGGGUGCUGGUGGAGUUAUAGUAGUGUUCGUUGCUGUCUUCAUACGUAUACAUUGCAGGCGAAGAGCACGUAAACACACGCACAAACCCGUCUAGGAUGUACGCGUACGUAUACGUAUAAGACGUACGUAUACGGUAAUAUACGCAUUAAAGUCCCUCUGUAAGUAUUGUUUGGUCUGUAUUUAGUAAUGGUAUGGUAUGCAAAAAGAGUACUCAACAAAGUUUGAAACUCUUUGAUGUUACAAAACUUUAUGAAAACUAUUUUUAUCUAUUAUAAUAUAAUAUAUAUUAAUACGAAUGUGAAAAUAGGACUAAUGUGUUCAUUAUUAAUGUAGCCGAAAUAAUGUCUCCUAUUAGAAAAUACCCUGCGAAUAACAAUACUAAACAUGUUUUUUUAUGGAGAAGUGUGAGAGAAAGAGAGGAGAACUAAAUGUUUUUGAAAAAGUAUAGAAUUACCUGUUUAUUAUAAGCUAAAGCUACUACCAGGUAGAAGAAGACAGAUAUUAUCAAUAAAUAUUCAACCUUUGGACACAGCGUCCGCCAUUUUGUCUACUGUCUGCUAAUCGUAAUACAAAUUAGCAUAAUAUUAAUAACAAUCCCAGUGCGAUACUCAUACAUCGAAUGACUCGAAUAUAAACGUAUUUUAUUUAACUACGUAAAAUAUAUUUUAUGGACAUUUUUGUGUCUGCAUGUACAUACUCGUAUAUACGUAUUAUUAUUGCCAGUGUCUUACACUUUACUAUUAUACUUUUUGUAUAUAGUUUUAAAUAUAAAUUUUAUAAACAUAGUCUUGUUAUAUAGUAUUUAUAUCAACCUAUUUAUAAAUACCAAAAUGUUUAUUAACCUAUAUUUAUAAAAUCUCUCAGUGAAGUGUAAAUAGAAGGAUGACUUUAUAUUUUAUUAUUUAUACCAGGGACAACCUAAGUUAAAAAAAAUUAUGACGCAAGUAAAUUGCGAAGUCUUUUGCUUGUUAGUAAAUUUCAAUUAAGUAGAAUCUCGGGGUGGACAUAUUAAGCAAUCAAUUCAUUUCGUAUGUGACAGUUCGCAUUUAGUCUUUGAAUUUUGCUAAUUGUUAAUGACAGUUACUACAGAAGUUAAACGUCAUUUGAACUUGUCUCUGGAUUUUGGGUAAAACAUCAAUAAAAUACCCGUGUCUCUGUUACGUCGGAAAAUCAUUAGUUGAAAUUGUUCUAGAUUUCUAUUUAAUUUAAACGUGUAAAACUGAAACAUAUUUAACGAUUAAAAAAAAGCUCCAUCAUCAUCCACUAUUUUCUGUGUACUUUAUAUAAAAUAACAAUUAUCAAAACUAUAAGCUUAACAUUCCCACUAUACCUACACUUAGGGCCUGUUUCACAAUGUCCGGAUAAGUUCCAAAUAAGCUAUUUAUUACUUAUUGGUAGGAUAAAU